This is a messenger RNA of Lichtheimia ornata, 2142 nucleotides long. RefSeq lists its product as uncharacterized. Gene Ontology annotation, biological process: mRNA processing. Lineage: Eukaryota; Fungi; Mucoromycota; Mucoromycetes; Mucorales; Lichtheimiaceae. The transcript is spliced from 8 exons. The record is from RefSeq and is a predicted model, not a curated record. The coding region runs from base 1 to 2142 and encodes 713 amino acids. Gene Ontology annotation, molecular function: RNA binding; metal ion binding. Gene Ontology annotation, cellular component: nucleus.
AUGUCAACCUUGGAAGGCGAUGCACUGCACGAAUACCUUUGUCGCGAAGUAAAAAACAUCUGCGAUGCUGAACCAGAUUUGGUUGCGCGUUAUAUCUCUGCCUUGAUCUCUUCUGGUGAUUCACCUGCCAAGCUGCGACAGAUACUAGAAGAAAAGCUAAGAGAAUUUUUUGACGAUCAAACGGUGCCCUUCAUCAAUCGGCUAUUCAAAGAAUUGGGAUACGACAGUGCUGCGACGAGAGAAGGACGAGCCGAGGAACAUCAUUCACGUCGAAGAUUGAGCGACUAUUCGGAUGAGGAGGAUGAUAGCGACCGCAACUUUAAACAUCGUCGACCACGCUACAGCUCACGAGAGGAUUCUCGGCAUAUGCGGCAUUCGGAUGAUCGCUAUUCACGUCGUCGAUAUGGUGACAACAAUAAUGGAUAUGGAAACAACAACAAUCGUUAUCGUGAAGAAGGAUAUCGCAAUAAUCGAGAUGAUCAUCAUCAUUACAGCAGCUCAUCCAUGUAUCAAAGUCGGCAUGAUAAUCGAGAACGAGGUCGUAGUUCCCGACGUGAAAUUGGUCGAUCUGGAAAACCAUUGUGUCGCGAUUAUAAUGAAAAAGGAUUCUGCAUGCGAGGAGACAUGUGCCCUUAUGACCAUGGAGAUGACCGAAUUGUUGUGGAUGAUGGAUCAUUCAACACUCCUUUCCCUCCAAUGAGCCAGCAACAACCAGCACCAGCAGCAGCACCACCAUUCUUUGGUAUGCCCAAUACAUUUGAUCCCUAUGAUCCUGAGAGUGCAACAUUAAUGCCAAAUGGUUCAUUCCCUAUGGACAUGCCACCCAUGAUGGCUCCAAUGGAUAAUGUCGACAAUCGUAUGUUUGCAACACCGCGUGGACGAGGACGUGGAUUAGGUGGACGUGGACGAGGACGAGGACGAGGUGGAAUGGGAGGUGGUUACAGACCUUUUGGUGAACGACAACAGCCUUCAACUUUGGUAGUGGAGAACAUCCCUGCUGAGCAUUGUGACAUUUCCAAAGUGAACGAGUUUUUCAAAAAGUUUGGAUCCAUCACCAAUAUCAGCGUCCAAGGACAUGCACACAAAGCUAUCAUUCAAUUCUCAACAAACGCUGAAGCAAAGGCAGCAUACAAUUCUCCAGAUGCUAUUUUUGAUAAUCGUUUCGUCAAAGUGUAUUGGCACAAGGAAAAUGAUGAAGAUAGCAAACCACCAAAACAAAUGUCUCCUGCACCUACUACUACGUCAGCUCCAACGUCAGUAUCAGCCCCAGAUGUUCCUGCUACAGCAUCAUCAUCAUCUUCUUCAGCAUCAGCAGCAGCUGCAACAGCAACAGGAGCUCCUGCACCUUCAACGACACCAUCCACUUCUACUUUAGGCGACAAUUCCCAUGAGCUUAACCCAUCAGUUAAACGUCCCAAUGACCCUGAUCCGGAAGAGGUGGCUGCACGAGCUGCUGAACUUGCCAAGAUACGAGAAGAGAAGCAAAAGAAGCAUCAAGAACGUAUGAAGGCUAUCCUUGAAGUACAGAGACAACGAGAGCAAUUGUUGCAGAAACAAAUUGCUGAGCAGAAGCGAUUGAUGGAGAAGCUAUCAAACAAGAAUAUGACUCACGAGGAGAAGAAAGAGUUACUUGGUGCCUUGCGUAAGAUUGCAACUGAUAUCGAUUCAACAAGAUCCAAGGCAUCAGAGGAUAAUCAAAAUACGUCCACAGAAGACCUUCAGGCCAAACUUGCCAAAGUGGAAGCAGAGGCUGCAGCAUUGGGUAUUCCUGUACAUGGAUCAAGUGCUCCAACAACAUCUGGUCCUGGUGCAUAUUACGGAGGAGGAGGAAAAUGGCCAAAUCGUUCACGAUAUACGUUGGAUAAUCGACCCAAAAAGAUCCUUGUCAAGGAUGUUCCAGAGGAUGCAAAGGAUGACCUACGCACUCAUUUUAAUCAAUUUGGAACGAUUACCACCUUUGAAACGCAAGGGAGUGAUUUGAUUGUGCAAUAUGCCCAACGGUUUGAGGCGGAAAAGGCAAUGACGGCUGGCGCCAAAUCUUCUCAUGGAGAUCUUAAGCUUUCUUGGGCAACCAACGCUCCUAGUCAACCAGCACCACCAGCAACUGCAUCUCCAACAACAUCCACAAGCAACGAGGCAUAA